AGUGAGGGCUCAGCAGGUGGCAGUCAGAAGCGCGCAGUCAGUUUCAGUAUCAUCGAAAUUGGCGCAGCAACCACAAAUUCUGCGAUCAUGACGGACCUCGCAGACGACUUCCUCUGCGACUGGGCAUGCCAGGUGCUGGAGGGAGACCAGGGCCUGCAGGGCCUGGACGACUGGAGCCCCAGCCACAGCCACAGCAGCUUUGACUGCGCCGCGAGGGAAACUGAUUCGGCUUCAGCCGACUCCUCCCCGACUGCCACCUGCAGCCCCACGCCACCCUCACCAACUACCACACAUGUAGCCAACAGUCUAGCGAUUCAGGCAGAGCAGCAAGCGACGGCUUCUCAGGCCGCUUUGACACUAAUCCAGGCGAUCGCCGCGCAACAGCAGCAGUGUUCGCAGCUCGCCGCGGUGCCCGGCCAACAGCAGGCCGCGGAGCCUUCGCCGUCGACGGGACAGUCCACGGGCUCGCUGUCUCAAGCGCUGGCGGCAAUUGCUUCUCAACAGCCCUCUCGGCCUGGAAAGCGCGGCCGGAAGCCCUUCCCGCGGCUGCCCGACCUGCAGCAGAAGCUUGACGAGCUAACACAGCAGCACCGCAACCUGACGUCGGAGAAUGCCUUCCUCAAAAACAAGCUUAAGGUGCUGGAGCGCGUGGUGCCGCUGCGCGAGGAGGCCGUUAACAAGCUCACGGCAACCAUGCAGCCGACGGUUUCGGCGCCAGCCGCUGCGGAUGCUGCACACGAUCGGCCUGUGUACGCGCCGCUGUCACCCACCCCCUCGGGCGAGAGCGGAGGCUCCUGGCCGGGCGCCGCACCGGCUGCCGAUGAGGCGCGUCAGGAGCAGGUGGCAACGUCGUCCGGCGGGCCUUGCGCCUCUACAGCCUGCUCAGUCGACGAGAGCGCCCGCAGCGGCAACCGGCACGCCGCGGCCUGCAACGGCCGCGACACUGACGUCUUCAUGGGCCUCGCCGCGUUCAGCUCCGUGUCAACUUGCGGUGCUGGCCUCGGCUUUGGGCGAGGACUGGCGCGCCAGUGCUCGCCGCGUCCUUCCUGCGGCACUGCUCCGUGCGGCGUGCAGCACCAGAAUCACGCCGCUUCCCUGCUGGCGCUGUGCCCCGGCAUUGACUGCGAGGCCGCCCCGCUCACCGCCGCCACCGUGGAGGAGCUGCGGCACGCAACCCCGGACCAGUUUCGUGGCCUGUGGCGGCAUGUCUGCAUGCAGCUGGGCGUGCUAGUGACUGGCGCCGAGGUGCACGGGCCCGGCAGCGUGCCCGCAGUGCGGUUGGAGAACUACGUACAGCGGCUUGGCUGCUUCAUGGACAAGCUGGCUCUGCUGGCGCCGUCAAGCCUGCUGGACAGCAUGUACACGAGCGUCGAGUCCGGCCUGCCCGAGCGCCCCAACGAGAGCUUCUGGCUGACGUGCGCCCGCUCGCUCCAGCUCAGCCAGCAGCAGGUGUCGGAGCUCGCCGUGCUGUCAGCGUACCACCACGAUAACGUGGCGUCGCUGGUGCAGCAGCGUGGGCAAGUCGCCGCACAGCUGGCGCUGCGAGCGACACCGCAACCGGGCGUCGCAGCAUGUGCUGGGCAGGACGAGCUGGUGCAGCAGCUGGCGCGCACGGUUGAGAAGGAGCACGCGGCCUGCCGCGACCUGUCAGACUACGUGCGCACUAGCGUGCUCACGCCGCUCCAGGUGGCGAAGCUAACAAGCGCGGCUUACCCAUUCAUCCCCGACUGGGUGGCGCUGCUGCACGCCGUGGAGCAGCACAUCAAUAGCUGUGCCGCGCCCGCCGCAAUGGCGACCGGGCAGGCAGCAGCCUCAGCAGCCGGUAUUGCGGCACUUGCCAGCCUUAUAUCCGCGGCGCGCCAGGGUGCAGCGGCUGCCGUCGCACCCGCGGCAGCGGCGCCGCGCCCAGCUGCCCCUGCGAUACAGCCGGCGGUGCAGCUGCAGGCUUUCCUGGCCGCGUUGCAGGCGCAGCAAGCGCUGGCGCGGGCGGCAGCCUAAGCACGACGGAAGAACAGCAGCAGAAGCCAUGACUAGCACUGCAUACUACAAAUCACGAUGCGAUAGAUAGGCAGGUUAUAAUGUUGUUGUGCGGCGCGUUCAUGGUAAGCUGCCAUUGAUGUGGAUUCAAUGGUAUCUUCCCUUAUAUUUUGCAGUUUGUACGAGCAAGCUGUCGUUGAUGUGGAUUCAACGGCAGCUUGUUGUUGCAUUAGUACCCAACACGCUUCCAUCGGUGUGGAUUCGAUGGCGGUGGGUUGGUUGUCUUCAUGUGUUCGAGUCCUUUACUGGCGUGAUGUGUGCUUGCGCGCCCAGGGUUGCUGUCUUGCGACCGGGUGUGCACACGCUGUACAGCGUUCGAGUGACGAGGUUGCUGAUUUAACUUUGGUGAGAGACUAUGCAUGCGAACUAAGCGAUGGAACGGUCUUGGAACUGGCCACCAUGCGAGAGCAGAUGUAGGGACUAGGGAUUAAAACAUCAAACCUGGACUAGCGACAAACAUGUACUAAGCUGUGAUUUAUACGUGAUUGGUAUAUAAACAGCGCCAGCAGCCAGCAGCGGGCAUGGCUCCAAUUGAUUUCAUUUUUUCAUUAGCUUGCUCGCGCCUUCAGCACGAAUCCAUUCAUGGAUAUGGUACGUGUUGGCGGCGCGUGGGCGGGACAGUCUGCAAUGGCAUAUCAUUGUGGAUAUGGUGUGCCACGGCGCUGCUCCCCGGUGUACAAGAGUUUGUUGGACCGGCGCUCUCGGCUCGUCAUUAUGGAUAUGACGACAGCCGGGUGCUGCGGUGUGGUAAUGAUGUGGCCCGGGCGAUGCGUUACCACUGUGGAUGUGGUGCGCAUCCGCGCUGUGGCGUGGAGGGACUUGCACGGAUGGGUGCGGGGGUGAUGCCACUGUGGAUGCGGCUCGCCUCUGUACGAUGACGUGACGUUCGGGGGAAUCAGGCCGAGGACUCGCGGUGGGCCACUAUGGUUGUGGCAUGUCCGAGUGCCGAGGCGUGGACGAGAAGCCAGGCACGGUGCACUGCCGUUGUGGAUACGGUGGUGAGCGUGUGCUGGCGGUCGGCGCGGACAAGGGAGGUGCUUCUCCUAUGGUUGGAGAGACACUGAACUAACCGGCGCUGGCCGUGCGGUGGCACAGUACGGGGCGAUGGGGGCUGUGGAUGCCUUCGGAGCCCCGUCUGAAGCUGCCCUGUUUGAAGGAUCUGUUUUUGUUGGAUGGGGUGGGGGGACCCUUUGGGUGGCACAGGGACAAGCAGCAAAGCAGCAGAACGGCAUCUGCUUGUGGCACAGCGGCAG
Chlamydomonas reinhardtii is the source of this 3290-nucleotide messenger RNA. RefSeq lists its product as uncharacterized. The record is from RefSeq and is a predicted model, not a curated record. Bases 88 to 1998 code for a protein of 636 amino acids. Lineage: Eukaryota; Viridiplantae; Chlorophyta; Chlorophyceae; Chlamydomonadales; Chlamydomonadaceae. The transcript is spliced from 4 exons.